Molecule: messenger RNA, 5996 nt
Organism: Pygocentrus nattereri (red-bellied piranha)
Lineage: Eukaryota; Metazoa; Chordata; Actinopteri; Characiformes; Serrasalmidae
Gene: mtf1
Product: metal-regulatory transcription factor 1
Exons: 11
Coding region: 167-2491 (774 amino acids)
Biological process (GO): central nervous system development; positive regulation of transcription by RNA polymerase II
Cellular component (GO): nucleus
Molecular function (GO): DNA-binding transcription activator activity, RNA polymerase II-specific; RNA polymerase II cis-regulatory region sequence-specific DNA binding
Source: RefSeq, a predicted model, not a curated record
GAAGAGGAACUGGAAUUGGCCGUUGUUGUUCAAUCAUGGUAGCGCUGGGGAGGGGAAGGGAGGAAAGUGCCAGUAAGCAGAAUUAUACAAGCACUGGGCGGCUACUUAACACAGGGAACGCAAGUACGUGGACAGGCGCAUAGGACUGAGUGGCGCUAUUGGGAUCAUGGGCGAGAAUGGCCCUCUCACUGAGACAGCCAUGUUCUUUGACGAAGAUGAAGAAGAGGUCGACAAGCUUGGCCGAGAUGAGGAUGACGAGGACAAAAUGGCUGAUUCGGACAAAGAGGGCGACCUGAUACCUGAACCCUCUUCCUCCUCAGGAAGGGUGUAUGACCGCACCACGGUUCUCAUAGAGCAGGACCCUAUCCGUCUGGAUGAGGAGGGAGAGGAGGAUGGCCACUGUGGGCCAGAUGAUGAUGGCAUGGCGUUUCUGGCCGAUGGGGAUGGAGACGAGGAUGGGUCCCUGGCCUUCAUGGCUGACCCAGACGGCAUGUCACAGGGCUACGUGCAUCACACCAUCUCUCCGGACCAGAUCCAGUUCAUCAUUAACCCUGGUUCCACCCCCAUGCCCCGUAACAUUGAAGGAGCCACGCUCACUCUGCACUCAGAAUGCCCCGAGACCAAGCAGAGAGAGGUAAAGAGGUAUCAGUGCAUGUUUGAAGGCUGCACGCGCACCUACAGCACGGCAGGAAACCUGCGGACUCAUCAGAAAACGCACCGUGGUGAAUACACCUUUGUGUGCAACCAGCAGGGCUGUGGCAAAGCCUUCCUCACUUCCUACAGCCUAAAGAUCCAUGUUCGAGUCCACACUAAAGAGAAGCCCUUCGAGUGUGACGUGCAGGGCUGUGAAAAGGCCUUCAACACGCUCUACAGGCUGAAAGCACAUCAGCGACUUCACACGGGGAAGACGUUUAACUGUGAAUCAGAAGGAUGCACAAAGUACUUUACCACACUAAGUGAUUUGAGGAAGCACAUUCGUACUCACACCGGGGAGAAGCCAUUUCGGUGUGAUCAUGAUGGCUGUGGUAAGGCGUUCGCUGCUAGUCACCAUCUGAAAACACAUGUGCGGACACACACUGGAGAGAAGCCUUUUUUCUGCCCUAGUGAUGGCUGUGAGAAGACAUUCAGUUCACAGUACAGUCUGAAGAGUCACAUUCGGGGUCAUGAUAAAGGCCCACCACACACAGUUAACCUCAGCCAUCCUCUGUCAGAGGAUGCGAAUCACUCACUGUGCCUCAGUGAUUUGAGCCUCAUUUCCACAGAUUCUGAGCUAAGGGAGAAUGUCAACAAUUCACAGAGCUUGGAACUGAAUAACGUCACUCCUGCGAGGAUAUUUGAGCUGAUGUUCCAGAGCCCUGAAAACAGUGUCAGUCAAGAUGAUGCACAUCCCUCCGAUAACCUAGUGGAGGCUUUUGGCUUGGAGACACCACCACAGCCAGCUGUGGCAGACACAUCUGCUCUGCUUUCAUACUCUCAGCUGCCUUCAUCCUCCUCUUCUACUAACUCUCUCAACACCCCGGUCCUAGAGAACUCCGCUCAGGCUGGCGCAUCCUCCUCUCAGGCAGGCUCUGCCAGCAACUCCACGCAUACUCCUCCACAGUCGGCCACCUUUCCCUCGGUUCUCCAUACCUCACUACAGACACCAGAAGUGCCCGCUCCCCCUGUACCCGGUGUUACCCAACACUUUGCGCCUGUUAUGCCCCCAGCCACGGCUAACUCCCUGCUGACCUCCGCCUCUUCUGUGGUCAGCAUCCCCAAUCCUGCUUCAGCGACGGCCAUCACCACAGCGGCAGCGGCAGGUGUAACGCAAACAGUGCCUUUAGCAGGCAACGCCAGCCUGGCACCCACAUCUACCAUCACCAUUGCCCCCACGCAGGGUCUCCUGCAGCCCAGCCUCGUCAUGUCUGACCAGAACCUGCAGUGGAUCCUCAGCAGUGCUGCCAAUGCACAGCAGAACCCUGAACAGCAGGGCCCAAAAGUGGAAAAGGUCUUCUUUACAACAGCCAUACCUGUAGGUGGACAUUCAGGGAACCCUGUGCAGCAGAUAGGCCUUAGUCUCCCAGUCAUUAUAAUUAAGCAGGAGGAAGCUUGCCAGUGUCACUGUGCCUGCAGAGACUCAGCUAAAGAAAGGAGCUCCAGCCACAGUGCUGCCUCCUCACAGCAGGAGCCUACAGACACCUCUCCUCCUCCUCCUCCUCCUCCACCACCACCACCCCCACCACCAUCACCACCACCUCCAGAAACAUCACAGUGCUGUUCCUCCAAGAUGAACCCUACUCUUCCCCAGGCACAGAUCCAGCCUGGAAAUCCCUCUGCCUCGACUCAGACAUUCCACAGUGAGGCUAUAACUUCCAACACUCCCACAGACAGCCUGGCCAAUGUGGAUGUGGUAGACCUCCUCAGUCCUGAAACCACAGCCAAGAUUGAGGCUCUACUCAUGGUCGCUGAUGACUUCUCCAUUGGUGAAGGUAGCAGUGAUGCCACUACCUAAAGAAAGUUAAGGAUCACCACUUCUCUCCCUGAUUUGAGUUUUAACUAUCUCUUUAUACCUUAUGCAGUUUUGAUCUGAUGCAUAAGAACAUGCUCUAUAAACCAGGGGAUCAGACUUCUCAGAGUAAGAAUCUAUCUAGGAUCAGCUUGGCUCUUGCAUAUUCUUUUAGAUCAAACAUUGGGAGUUAAUCCUAGAUGCUUAAUACAUGUGAGCCUUCAGCUAGGAUUUUAGUCACGGUGCAUUCUGAUUAAUUUCAGUAUGUGCUUUGUGCAUACUCUGACAAUGAAAUUUCCCCACUGAAAACAAUACAUUUGUAGGUAGUCAUUUGUUUGGAGUUAUUUCACCUUUUGCACUGUAUCACAACAGUCCUUCCUGGCACCCUUAUGAUGUGUUAAUGGUCUGUUCAGAUCACCUUAACAAUCCUAAUGACCUGGCAGUCAAAUGGCCGAUAUCAGGGAAAGUGAGAUGCGACUAAACAAACAUGGACCGUAAAACAUGCAAAGCAUAGUAAAACAGACAUGUACUAACUCAGCUUUUACAAAAAAGCAAUAUUGUAAAUCUUAAAUAUUCAAAAGAAUAAAACAUUUUGUCAGUGUGAAUCAGACUAUUUAGUACUGAGCAGAGUAGGAGGUUUUAAAAGGUACAGGACUUAAAGCACUGAGGGCUUUUGAACAGAACAAAAUAUUAUAGACCUUAACCAAGCUUAAUGAGAUUUGUCAGCCACUCACACUAAAGUGAAAAUUUUAGGUUGUGAAAGUGUGAGCAAACUUAAUUGGCAUAUGCAGCACUUUGAAUGGAAAAAUUAAGUCCUUUUGGUUAAUAGUCAUUCAAGCCCAGCACAUGCUGUAAGUUAUGAAUAGUAUAUUAUUUUACGUAAUUUAUUAGAAAAGACUACAGUAGCCCAAGAAAUGUGAUGCUAAUGUAAUCUUGAAGCAGUUUCUGUCAGCAGAAAGAAAUGACAAAUUGCUUGCCUUUAAAAUGUAACUGAUAGGUAUGUUUGGUUGGCUGCCUGUAACUAGUAUUUAAUUUUUUAUGUAUUAAUUUAUUGAAAUACUUAAUUUCUCUUAUUAGAUCAAUGCAGUACACAUUUUCCAUAACCUAGUCUUUUUUCACCUAAACAUGGUGGACCAAUAUAUUUUCUUUUUCUUUGUAUAUUUUCAGUGGAGUCAAAUUGUAUAACAUUAUACUUUUCUUGCCUUUGGGGUACACGUCAGGCGUGUUAAUGGUUUUGGAGUUACCCAGCCUGUCCCUGCUUUUAUUGUUACUGAGUUGAUUUGAGCCUUUAUUUUUCUUUUUCUUUUUUCUUUAGACCCAUGUAAGUCUCACUGUUGUGGCUUGCUCAGGGAUAUAGAAAAUCAAAGCGGAGGUAUACAUGUCUGUGCUGUCCCUGAAAUGACAUAAAAAUGAACAUCAGUACUGUAGAAGUGUGGUCUCUUGCAUCAAACCUGCCUGUGCAUCAACCAAGCCAAGGUUUAGAAAACAUAACUGGUUAACUUGCCUGCACCCAUAAGCCCCACCACCAUGUUUAUACACCACUGCUGUACGGAGACGUUUUAAGGAAUGGAUUAUAAUGUAAAUAUAAUGUAGUACAUUUGAAAUUAGAAGUGUUUAAGCCCUUAGAUUGUAUUUGUAUUUUUGUAUAGAACUAUGGGGGGCGAUCACACUUUGGGUUUGAAAUGGAGGACAUGACCACUGCACUGCCCUUUUUCUUUGCAACCCAUUUGUCAGCAAAUUGCAAUGCAGUAUUCUUUUUUUUUUUCCUUUUUUAGACCUUAGUCUACAUGUGUUGUGCACUAUGACAUGCAAGAGUUUACUGUAAUCUCCCCAGUAUCACCUGCAGAACAAAACAGCCUUACAGUUUUGAGGUGGAGUGCUUCAUUUUCAUUGAAGGUUUUUCCAUGUUUGAGUCACCACAAAACUUCAUGGUCCUCACUAACAUUUGAUGAAAUGCUUAUUAUAACAUGACAUACAGGAAGAGUAAAUUGCAGAUUUUUUUCUGCUUUUCUAGCCAGUGCCAAGAAAUGUUAUUUUUUCAUAGAAAAAAAGUCACAUUGGUCGUAAUGCUAGUUCUGAUAUGUCUGCCCAUUCUCACGUUUGCAGUCUGUUAUUGUUAAGCUACAGUUCACAGUGUGUAUGUUGAACACAUUUGGGCGCAUUCUAGGUAAACUAAUUAAGAUUUCUGUAGUACACUGAAAAUCCACAGCUGUUGACACCAGCUAAACAUUCUGCAUGUUGUGCCAUGUCCAUUGCCUUUUUAGGAAAGAUGUGGUAUUUGGGGAAAAAUUACUUAAGACAAGCUGCUUGCUCCAGACAGCAGCAUCUCUCCCAGAAACCUUUGCUUUGUGUGAACUCUGUUUACAAAAAAUGUGUUUUGUUUAUGCUGAAUACCCCAUUCUGUUUCCCUUGGUGCUUUGUAAAAUGCAGGAUUUAGUCAAGGCAGAUGCGCACUAAUUUUGGCCAUAAUAUCAGUUUAUAGAAUGAUCUAUGCAAAAAGAAAACUCCCCCCCCCCCCCCCCCCCCACAUAUUUCAGACCACAACACUCAAUCUUUAGCUCCCUUUGUGAACCCUUUGCUUCAGUAUUUAGUCACUGUUAUGCAAGUUACCACUUGUUCAAAGAAACUGAUUAAGAGUCUAAUUGCAAUGAAUAUUCAGCAUGGACUACAAAAGGUAGUUUCUAAAGGAGGCUUAAAGUAGACAGUCACUAGUUGUUAUUUUUAUGGUUUAGUUUUGUUGAUUUAAUAAUGACUGACUGUGUUGUAUUUUAUUAUGCAGAUGGGCAUUGUAAUCUUUUAAUAUUUGUCUUUCCGCAAAUGGUGUGUGGUACCCCAGACAUCACUAUUAAUGCAUGUCAACCAACAAGCAGAUCUCAAGUUUCUAAGUUGACAUAAUUCUGUUGUAAGAAUUGUCACUGAGUUUUUUGGAUUAAGUUUACCUUUUGGUUUAAGAUUAGUUUGUACAUACAAUAUCACUUUUCCACAAUAGAGUGCAAUGAAAUGAUGAAUCACAAAAAUAGCUUGUCAUUUAUCCUAAAUUGUGAUUUAACUGCAUUUGUGAGAUCAGUUUAAGAAGUUGUCUCAGAUGAGUAUGAAUUGGUCCUUCUGGGCUGCAUUUAAAAUAAACUGCUGAGUUUAUCUUUCAUUUGUCAAGUCAACCAACUGAAUCAUCCACUGGUUCUUCCUUUUUUUUUUUUUUAAUAAAUAAGUCCAGCUUUCUCAGACAGAUAACUCAGUGGGACAUUUAUUCAGAAGUUCUCGCUGAAGCAGAACACAGUAGCAUGCUAUGGGUUGUGCAAAUCAGAGCAAAAGUGCAAAGGGUUAUCAGAUGGGGAAAUGCUUCCAAAAGAGUGCUUUUGAUACCCAAAGUGUGAGGACAAAAUAUAAAGGAUCUGUAUUUUUAAGGAAUGUAUAAUGUGAAUUCUCAUAUGCUUGUUUUGUAUAAAGUAUUAUGUAUUAUGGCAAAGUAAUAACUUUUUGAAUUGAAUUAAGCAAUAUAAUAUCAGCGAAA